Messenger RNA from Grus americana (Whooping crane), 5074 nucleotides. It is a transcript of the gene AKAP10, whose product is annotated as A-kinase anchoring protein 10. Gene Ontology annotation, cellular component: plasma membrane. Bases 2156 to 4147 code for a protein of 663 amino acids. Gene Ontology annotation, molecular function: protein kinase A binding. The record is from RefSeq and is a predicted model, not a curated record. Gene Ontology annotation, biological process: intracellular protein localization. NCBI's taxonomy places the organism in Eukaryota, Metazoa, Chordata, Aves, Gruiformes, Gruidae. The transcript has 13 exons.
UCGUCUAUAAAUUCAGAUAUUAGAUAUCAUUUGCCAUUUUUGUUUUAACUAGUGGAAUUAUUUCCUUACAACUGAGCGCAGAUGUGACCUAUGCAUUAAAAACAAAACAAACCCAAAACUUAAUUCUGUUUCUGAGUAUUUAUAGUUACUAAUCUUCCCUAGUCAUCUUGCCGAAUCUGUAAGUACAGGAGGUUAUUAAAUUAUGUCAGACAUGAGCUUUAAUUCACAGUGACCAUGCAAUUUAGUCACUUUGCAAAUAGUGGCUAUUCCUUACCUACAACAGAUUGCUUCUGAAGUUUCUUGCUUACAUGUAGCAUACUUUGCAGUUUUGAAAAUGCAGCUUAACUGUGUCUAAUUUGCCAAAGAGGCUGCCAGUGUCUGAUUUAACUUUGACUGAUGUGGCUUGUGAGACUGAAGAUGUGAAUCUUGGUCAGAAUUAAUAGCUAUUGUGAUGCAGCUCCAUGUGAUACAGAAAUCUUGCUGCUAAAUCUGUUGGGAGAGAAAAAAUAUUGAUGGGAAGGAAGUUUAUAAACCAUGGGAAAACAAGAUUAUUUAUCCUGUCAGUUUUUAUUGCAAUACUAAAAGGAGAUGGGGUAAUUUGUGUGAAUCUGAUCUGUUACUUUUAUAUCCUCAGACAAAGUCCUGUUUCUGUACUCGUUAAUGUGUUAUCUGGAUAUCAAGAGAAAAUUAAAGGCUUUCUUCACCUUGGCAGUCUGUCUUUCAAGUCAAAUAUGGGAAAUAGACCUUUUAAUAGCACACCCUGUGAUUUCAGUGCUGCCACGAUCUCCAGUGACUAGCUGAAAGAGUUUAGCAGUAAAAGGCUACAGUCUGGUGAUCCUGUAAAUAAAAAUAAAUUUGAAAAUUUAUUGUAUUACACAUUGUGAGCUGCUGCAAACAGCGUCUUUUGAGUUUGGCGAGCAGCUACUCUACGAUCUGUAUGAUGUUAGACUAGCGAUGCAGUGCUACCUGGAGGUUUUGGAACAGGUGUUUGAGCCUUAGCUUAAGUAGAACAAUUUUGCAUCGAAUGUUCAUAAUAUAAAAUUAAAUCUGAAUCUAAUUCACAAAAGCCUAAACCAUUAUGAGGAGUGUGGCUCUGGUUCUACAGGAGUAGCCUCCAGCAAAUUUUCCUCAGUUACUGUCAUCAGCCAAGUGACUGGCUGCCACCCAUUGGCCUGGAAAAAUAUGUUUUCUCCAUUAUAGCUGGUAUUAAAUACUAAAGGCUUUGUAAGAGGCGGCAAGCGGUGUCGUGGUACCAAACACUGCAACUGGAGAAACACUUUGCAAUAGCUUAAACAUUUUAACUCUCCUAUACUGUUGCCUCUAAGGUACCUGUUACCAUGAUGGGCAAGUUACGAAAUUGUCAACUUCUGUCAUCAUGUGUCAUAAAAUUGUGAAUAAAAAUAAAGUUAUGCAGCAUGAAAGUCAUCAAACCCAAGUUGCUUGACACCUUGAUGAAGCAUGUUGUUCGAAGUAGUGUACUGAGAUAGUGUCAUCUGACUCACUUUAUUUUUAAGUCAGAGGUGUAAGAUGUCCUUGCAUGACAUUCUAAUCAAAUGCGAUUUCCUGAGAGCUUUUGAAACUAUGAGCAUGUUUUGUUGUUUCAGCUUUGUCAUCAAUUAACAAUUAGUUGAUGCUUUUUUCACUGGCAGAGUUUUGUAUGAGGAAGUUGUGCUUUGUUCUCUUUGGGCUCGAAUAGCCAGCUGUGUUCUGUAACAACUAGAGGAGGUUAAGGCUUAACCUGGGUUUCAUCAGAGAUCUUUCCUUACUGCUUUUUUCUCUUAAACCCAAAUAGAGGCAAAGAAAAUAUUUUUGAAAAAAUAUUCUUUUUAAAACUUACAGAUAGCUUCAUAGUUCAGCAUUUUGUAACACUUUUUAGCCUUCAAAAAGGUAUGAAAGCGGAUUGGCAUGAACGUUGCAACUACACUAAAUGGCUGACAAAUAUUAAGCUGUUACAAUAGCGGUUAUCAAGGAAGCAGGAAGACUCAGGAAUACUAUUUCAUGUGUAAACUUAGACUUGGCGUCUUUUGAUUAGCUGCUGAAUAAGGAAAAUAAAGGUGAGUGGAUACCACUGAUCUGUUGGAAGUGAGUUUAUUCUUGCUGUGAUAAAACUUGUUUAUUUCUGUGGUCUUUACUCUUAUCAGCCCCUCGAUCAAAGAUGACACACAGUGGUACAAUGAAGUUUUUAAUAAGAUUGACUCUUGCAAACUCUCUGGCAUAUCUUGGGGUACUUAGCGUUGGAUACCACUUAGAAGGGGUCUUGGGAUCCUUGUCUUCAAUUGUUCUUGUCUUGAUUCCAGCUCCAAUACCAGUACAUUCCCCUCAAAGAAGCACUAGAAAUCAUGCCUUGCUGGAGGCUGCAGGACCAAGCCAUGUGGCAAUUAAUGCCAUCUCUGCCAACAUGGACUCUUUUUCUAGCAGUCGGACAGCUGCCCUUAAGAAGCAGCCAAGUCACAUGGAAGCUGCUCAUUUUGGAGACUUAGGCAGAUCGUGUCUGAAUUAUCAGGCCCAAGAGACCAAAUCAAGCCUUUCAAAGACCCUUGAACAAGUUCUGCAGGAUAAUGUAGCCCUCCCUUAUUUUAUCCAGUUUAUGGAACUGCGUAGAAUGGAACACUUGGUUAAGUUUUGGUUAGAGGCUGAAAGCUUCCACUCCACAACAUGGUCCCGUAUAAGAGCACAUAGCCUGAACACAGUUAAGCAGAGUUCAUUGGCAGAGCCAGUGUCACCCUCGAAACAGCAGGAAAUUGCGUCGUCUUCUCCAACUGGAUUGCUUGAGGAGAGACUGGAGGAUUCUAGCACGGUCCAUCUGCUCAGGACCAAGCCAGUGGCUUCGGACAAGAACGACAGAACUAGCAACAGCCAGAACCACGUGCUCUCGGGUCAGGAGAGUGAUAAUACCAGUGUUCUUGGUCUAAGAAAAUCUGAGACAGGGACCUAUUCUGUUCCAGCUGAUCAGCAAGAAUCUUCCAAGCUUACAGUAUCAAAUAGAAACAGCCCCUCCUCUGCACUAAAAGACUUGUCAGGAAAACUCAUGAAAAGUAUAGAACGGGAUGCAGUUAGUACUUUUACCAAAUAUAUUUCUCCAGAUGCUGCUAAACCAAUACCUAUUACAGAAGCAAUGAGAAAUGACAUAGUCGCAAAGAUUUGCGGGGAAGAUGGACAAGUGGAUCCUAACUGUUUUGUUACAGCACAGUCAAUAGUGUUUAAUGCAAUGGAACAAGAGCACUUUAGUGAAUUUUUGCGAAGUCAUCAUUUCUGUAAAUAUCAGAUUGAGGUGCUGACUAGCGGGACUGUUUAUCUGGCUGACAUACUUUUCUGUGAAUCAGCCCUGUUCUAUUUCUCCGAGUACAUGGAAAAGGAAGAAGCCGUUAACGUGUUGCAGUUCUGGUUGGCAGCAGAUAACUUCCAGUCUCAACUUGCUGCCAAAAAAGGCCAGUAUGAUGGGCAAGAAGCACAGAAUGAUGCCAUGAUUUUAUAUGACAAGUACUUCUCCCUUCAAGCCACACAUCCGCUUGGGUUUGAUGACUCUGUCAGGUUAGAGAUUGAAUCCAACAUCUGCAGGGAAGGUGGUCCUCUCCCAAACUGUUUCACUACUCCCUUACGGCAGGCGUGGACUACCAUGGAGACGGUUUUUCUACCUGGUUUCUUGUCCAGCAACCUUUACUACAAAUACUUGAAUGAUCUCAUCAAUUCAGUACGAGGAGAUGACUUUCCAGGAGGAAAUAUUGCACUGAGUAUUCAUGGCCCCGGUAGCUCUCCUGAUAGCGAUUCUAUAGGGGGCCCGGAUGGCUCUGCCUCCCAGUCCAAUGUCAAAAAGGCUAAUGUUAAAAUCCUGAAAAAUUUUGAUGAAGCAAUAAUUGUAGAUGCUGCAAGUCUGGAUCCAGAAUCUUUAUAUCAACGAACAUAUGCAGGGAAGAUGACGUUUGGACGAGUCAGUGACUUGGGACAGUUUAUUAGAGAAUCUGAACCAGAGCCUGAUGUCAAAAAAUCAAAAGGGUCCAUGUUUUCACAGGCAAUGAAGAAAUGGGUUCAAGGAAACACAGAUGAGGCUCAAGAAGAGAUGGCUUGGAGGAUAGCAAAGAUGAUAGUCAAUGACGUUAUGCAGCAGGCGCAAUGCGAACAGCCUUCGGAGAAGGUUACGAAGCUAUGAUUUUAGAAAUGCCAGAACAGGAAAUCUGGUUUUCCUCUUCAAGAAUGAGUGAACUUUCCCUUUUGGUGGAUUCUUUAACACAGCCAAUAAAAACAAAGCACUGUUACUCCAACCGCUGAAAUAUCCCUUGUUUAUAGGGAAGAAUUAAAAAGAAGCAAUCCUGUACCUCCACUGUAGAGCGUGAAGAAACACUUUUUCCUGUUGUAUGUGGCAUUCACAAUAAUGAUGGUUUUUAAAGAGAUGAAGACACAGUUUACGAAUGUGUCACUGACAAACUGUGAUCGACUUCACAACUACAUGACCCUGUCUCAAAAAGACUUUUAGGCAAAAUAUCUGGAACGGGACACAAGCCACAACAGAGGGGAAGGUUUUGCUGUAGUUUCUAGUUCUACUACUUGUAAUUUUUAAACACGUAAUUGGAAAGGCCAUGGGGCAUGUUCCCGACAUUGGCCACUGGGGAAGUGAACCUGAAAUGGUGAACUCAUUGGCAGUGAAUGACCUAAAAAUUCUAAGUUUUAUUUUUUCCUUACUUGAAAUAGAUGCGUAUUCAACUGUAAGAUAAAUGUAUUUUACUUCAUAACCACAUUAACUUUGAAGGCAGCGUAGAACGAUCAGGAGCGAAGCCUGGACGGCGUAACUCUUCCUUGUUGAGCUCUCACCCUGCAUACGCAACCCCUGCUUCCACCACAGAGCAGGCUCGAGGGCCAGUCUUGCACUCGUGCCACCCUCUGCUCCCGAGCCACGACUCCGAAUGCAGCCCGGCUUUUGAGGAGACUGUACCCUGUAGAACGCUCCAUUUUCUUUCCUCUCCAUCCCAUGAGCAAGGAAAAAAGUAAUUGCUGCCACGUGUUGCUGCCAUUCUCCAUAGCUUGUUGUCCUCCAACCAACAUAGUAUCUAAUUCCAGAUGUUUGGUUUACAAAGAAAAA